AUGGGCCAACUUCUAUCGGCCGUACCCGUCGAUAAGUUGGCCGUGGCCAUCCCACAACGGUACCAAACGCAUUUGGUAGCCUUAAUUCCAUCUUCUUGGCGCAACAGUAAUGAAAACACAGAGGACUCCCAUGAAAAGUAUUUUGACUUGGUUGAUCUGCCGACCGAGUUGGGCCUUGCUAUCUUAUCACACUUAAACCCAACAGACCUCUACUUGGCCUCCGGCGUUUGGUGGAACCUAGCCUCAAAUGAAGUCCUUUGGCGGGGAUUGUGUCGCGCCUAUUGGCCAUUCUGUUCUGUUUAUGACACUUGGCAAGAGACGCCAAAUUUCUCCUUCCGCAUUCUUUUUCUCCGGCUUGACGAAGCCAGGUUGACAUUCAAUAGUGAUUCUUUCGAGGGGGUUCGUUACCUUCUUGAAAAUGGGAUACUCGUUGAUGAUGCUUAUCAUUUGGCAAUGUAUCUUCACGUCACACCUGGACUGGAUCCUGUGCAGAAGAGACGAUUUCUUGAAUCCAGGCAAGAUGUUCUGGAUCAAGUGCUUCGUCUGAAGGACUUUCGCAAGGCCUUCCUUCCAGAUGCUCUGCGUAGGCUCUUUACCGAACUUCCCAGCCCAGAGAAUGACACGCAUAACUUCAUCCCACGCCUGGUCGAGCGAUUCUCUGAGCACUUCGUUCGGUGCAACCCCCACAUUGGACUCCGGCCAGACGUCGUCUACGUCCUCUGCUUCUCUCUGCUGAUGUUGUCCAAGGACUUCGCCAGUCCCCAGAUAAAGAACAAGAUGUCUAAACGCGAGUUUAUUCGCAACACAAAGCAGGCCGUGCCCUCGGCCGACGCGGAGCUGCUCGGUCACUUUUACGACAACGUCUACGUGGAGGGAAACAUCGCCACGUGGGUCACCGUGACGAACAGCACCGCUGCCGACAUCGCUACUCCGCCCGGCCUGCCGGCGCGACGGCUGGCCGAGGUCCGUCCGCCGCGACCCUACCGCGUCAUCGUCACCGCGGCAACAUCCUAG
Messenger RNA from Mesocestoides corti, 1014 nucleotides. NCBI's taxonomy places the organism in Eukaryota, Metazoa, Platyhelminthes, Cestoda, Cyclophyllidea, Mesocestoididae. The record is from the annotation of a GenBank genome assembly.